Messenger RNA from Phytophthora infestans T30-4, 2622 nucleotides. RefSeq lists its product as uncharacterized. NCBI's taxonomy places the organism in Eukaryota, Oomycota, Peronosporomycetes, Peronosporales, Peronosporaceae. The transcript has 4 exons. Gene Ontology annotation, molecular function: protein binding. The record is from RefSeq and is a predicted model, not a curated record. The coding region runs from base 1 to 2622 and encodes 873 amino acids.
AUGCAGCGCAAUGGCGUUCUGCCUGCAAUCAAUGCAGGUACGCCGUCAGUCGCUCAUCGUGGCGUGAGCCCCAAUGUGGCCAAGCGCGCAGCCUGGUUCACCCCACGAGAUGGACUAGGGACACCGGAUAGGAGGACGGAGCAGCAGAGUCUUGCAUCCGUAGCUGUGCCAGCAGAUGGCGCUUUCCAGCCAAGACACGAGCAAUCCCCGACCAUCACACAGCCAACUUCAACAUCUCUAGAGGACGCACUUGAGGUGCUGCACGAGGUGCUGAUAGAGACCGAUAAUCAGAGCGAUAGUGCACAGAGGCGAGACGCUGCAUUGGAGGAGACUACGCGUCUUCACGCUACUGAAGGGCAAGAGCUCGAGCGAGCGCGAUUUGCUGCUGACGAGCAGAUGCAGACGACACUGGAGCUGCUGCAGGCUGAACUUGCUCGAGAGAGACGCGCUCAAAGCACAAGGGAAGGCUCCAGACCUGUCAUAGUGCCUUCAACGGAGAAGAAAAGCCACAGCAAACGACAAGCCGCAAGACUGGCACCUCGACUUCGGAACUCACCGUUUAAACCUCGCUCGAAGGAAUUUCUUUCAAUAAAGCUACACGAACUCUGGGAGGAACGAGCUUAUAGUCAACAGGACUACGAGACCAUGCGAGAGCAAGUAAUUGAAGAGAAAAUACGGCAAGUGACAUUGUUCCAGCGACUGGAAACGGCGCGAUGUUCGCAUACGCGUCAGCUCAACGACGCAGAAGCCGCUCUCCGGGCCUCACAGGCAGAUGGGGAGCGUCUUCAGGCUCGACUAGCACAAGCUCGAGUCAGUGCUGCUCACGAAGCGCGACGGACGGCUGCACUUGCCCAGAGCUCAAAGGCUGAACGCCAGCGACUUGUCUGCGCAUUAGCUGAGACCCGACACAAAUUUCGCGAAUGGAAAGAAGGCGAGGCUGCAACACUGCGAGCUACGCGUGAGCAGGCUGUGCAUGCACUGCGCACGGAGUAUGAGCUCAAACUAGCUCGUCAUCAGGAAGAGAAGCAGAAAUUGAGGGACAAAGUCAAGGAUCUUGAAGUCUCGCUGCGUUUGCUGCAGCGAGAUCGUCAGCUCUCACCUGAUCAACUAAGUGAGCGAAAGGGAACUUUAUUACAGUUUACCCCUGGUGGGGUCGGCUUUGGUGAUGUUGGAGCGGCUGAUUUCAUCGAGGCUCAAGGACGCAUUCAAGAGCUAGAAGGGCUACUGCAGCUUAGUAAAGAGCGCCAAGAACGACAAGAUGAACUUCUGCGUGUCUCUGAGACUGCCCUGACAAGGCUCAACCAGGAGCGCGAGUUGGACGCUCUUGAGAAUCUCUCGUUGCCGUCACCUGCUGUAGCUUUGGCUUUGACGAAUUUGACAGGCGUAACGCCGGUAGAAGAGACUGACAAGCCCAGUGGAAGGCGACAAAGCUCGACUGGUGGAACAGAUAUCGAGAAGGAGGUCUUACGUCGCAAUAGCAUUGUUCUGAGUGCAGAGGUCAACCGAUAUCAGAAGAUUGUCGUGCAGUCCAUGGAAGAAGUUCGUGCAUUGAAAGAGUUCAGACGUCAAACUCGUAGUGGCAGUGCAGAUAACUCCGCCAUUGUGUUGACCGCUCGAGAAGCGUACUUGCUGGAGGAACUUGCAGCGUCACAGCGUGAGAUUGACACAAUGAAAGCAAAACUGAGGAAGAUGCGCAAGAAACGGAAGUCAAAGGCUAAAAGCAACGAAAAAGAACUGCUCGAGACGGACGCCGCCGUCAUGAUGAUCCAAAGCUUCUCUAAGGGAUUUCUGGCGCGGCGGCAGUUCAUUCGAAAGAAGCUUGCCAUAGGGAAGAUCAAGGCUCGAUAUCGUGGUUACCUUGUACGUAAGAAUUACGAAGCUCUCGGAAGCAGUAUGAUCACCACGGAUCGUCAACUCCUCCCGUCGGGACUAACGCCAGAGGCUGCACACGAUUACUUGCUGGUGACGGAGGCUAUGCAGUACAAGAUGCAGAUUGUAGAGCCGCACCAUGAAGAGCCCUACAUCUGUGAGGGCGGUGGUCAGAGUACUAGCGAUAUGGUGGACGUUGUGCUACGUGUGUCGAAGGAUCCGCCUAUUCUGCAGCUUCAGACGACACCCAGUACUCCGUCAAACCAAGAGACUGCUGUGGCUCGAGUUGCCUACUUUCACUUGUUCGAGACUAUUGCACUACUCCCGUAUGAAGACGAAGAGGUCGUCCUGGAGACCUCAAGCGAGAAAGAAAUCGCCCGUAUUUUCGCUGCACGGUUGGUUGUGCAGUGCAAAGGCUCAGACAACCGCGACUACCAUUUCUUCAUUACGCGUACAAGCAAAAAGGAGCAAGAGAGUGCUGCAAAUGGUAAAGAAGAUUUAGUACUUGGCCGGAGACCUCGCACGCUUCUCACGGAGCUUCCGGUUCAGCCGAUGGAAACAAGAGCUACCUCAGCAUCAAGUGACACCUUUGAACCUCCUUUGGAUGGAGCAGAGUCAGUAUUCGUUCAUGAGGUUGACUUGGACUUGCUGAUUCGAGAAGCACGAACAGAUCCGCUGAAAGAAGAUAGUGCAAGCACAAGGUGCGUGACUGGAGAGGACGAGGUAUCAGAGCACGGUACUGCUAGAGUUUAA